Molecule: messenger RNA, 105 nt
Organism: Spirodela intermedia
Lineage: Eukaryota; Viridiplantae; Streptophyta; Magnoliopsida; Alismatales; Araceae
Source: the annotation of a GenBank genome assembly
AUGACAAUAAUUAUUCACUACUUAAAGAUAUGGUGGCAUUACCUGCUUCAUAGUCAGUUCACCAUAUUCAUUGACAAUGUGACAAAUACUUAUUUUUCAUCAUAA